UGACGAAGUACUUGAUGGCAUAGCCUCUUUUUACUGGUGGCACCUCUUAGAUGAUCCAGAAUAGUUUUAUGCUGGGUCUGACUGGUGAGACGAAAGUUGAAAUAUAUGAAACGGGGAUCAGGAUCGAGCUGGAGAGUGGAACCACUUCCUUCAGUCAUAAAGGCAAUUCAUCCCCACUGGCAGAACUCUAAACAUGGCCUCUUUGAAGUAUACCCCGAAGCAACAUAUCACAGAGAUUCACACCAGGUUGUCGAAGACCUUCCGUGAGGGUCGCAUUCUUCCGUUGGAAUACCGCCGCAAGCAACUUCUCCAGGUUGCCCGCCUUAUCCAGGAAAAUUCCGAUUCUAUCAUGGCCUCCCUGAAAGCUGAUCUUGGGAGGCACCCUUUUGAGGCAAUCCUCCCUGAACUAGGUCCAAUGGUUUCAAGUGCCCUUCAUGCUGUCGAGAAUCUUGAUAAGUGGAAUUCUCCUGAGAAACCGCAAGUAGAAGCUUGGCGCAGUGGGUGGGACACAACCAUCUUCAAGGCACCUAAGGGCGCAGUGCUCAUUAUCAGUCCCUGGAACUUUCCAUGGGUGCUUACGAUUUUGCCCCUCAUUGGCGCAAUUGCUGCGGGCUGCACGUGCUUGAUCAAACCUUCAGAGCAUGCCAAAGCUUCUGCAGCCCUCAUGGCGAAACUGAUUCUACAAUACCUUGAUCCAGAUGCCUAUGCCGUCUGUCUCGGAGCCAUCGAAGAGACCACCUACGUCCUUAGUCUGAAAUGGGACCACAUCUUUUACACGGGCAGUACGAGCGUCGGACGAAUCAUUGCAGAGGCGGCAGCAAAGCAGCUCACGCCAGUGACUCUCGAGCUCGGCGGACAAUCACCCGUCUUCGUCGAUGGGGACAGCACGAACAUUGAGAUUGCUGCGAGGAGGAUUCUAUGGGGGAAGCAACAGAAUGCAGGACAGGUUUGUAUCGCACCGAAUCAUGUUUUUGUGCAGGAACAACACGAAAGCGCACUCGUGGAGGCAUUCAAGAAAGCGUAUGACUCGUUCUGGCCAAAGGGUCCGCUUGACUCCUCUUCUGAGAUGGCUCCCGUGGUGAACACUCAGCACUACCAACGUGACAAGAGUCUCCUAUCCCGAACUAAAGGAAAGGUCGUGAUCGGAGGACAAGCUGGGCAGGAUCUCCGCAUUGAGCCAGCAAUUGUUACCGGCGUAAAGUUGGACGACCCAUUGAUGGAAGAAGAGAUAUUUGGUCCUAUAUUACCAAUCAUUCCAGUAGCAAAUGUUGACGCCGCCAUCUCACACAUACAAUCUGGUUCCACUCCCCUCGUCAUUUACGUCUUCACGGAAAAGGAGGAGACGAAAAACAAAUUCGUGCAGCGCACCCAGAGCGGGCAGCUAAUUCUCAAUGAAACCUUCGCUCAGGUUGCUGUCUAUGAAAUUCCUUUCGGUGGUCAAGGGCAAUCUGGCUAUGGAUCAUACCUUGGGAAGUACUCCUUCGACACCUUCACCCAUCAAAGGGGCUAUAUAAAUGUCCCUGCAGACGCGAGGACGGAGGGCUUGUUGCAGGGAAGAUACCCUCCUUACUCAGCGCCUGCACUUGAGUUCUUCUCCCAGGCGCUCAAAGCGAAAAUUCCCGACGCGUAAUCCCUCAUUCGUGGUUGGAAUCAAUCAUGUCGACGUGUUUAAGUUAUCAUCUUUAGGGUAACGCGAAGAGAGAAAUUACCAAACCAAGCGAGUAGUUCAAUUGGUCGUAGGCCUCAAUAAUCAUUUAGUCUGUUUAUAUGACACUUUCGAGCAUUUGAGUGUGGUAUUCGUUUGGUCACACUACUAAACACUACAGAUUUAUUCCGACAUGGUUCGUUAAGCACGGCACAGCAGUCGACUCGACUCUCGAGGCUCCAUUCUUCGCGAAGGUCACUCGUUAACUUGUUACAUUACCGAUCGCAGGCCAAGCAUUUUUCUUAUUUUUACAUGUUUCUUAGUCAUUGGUCUUGUAAUAUGACGUUGCAUAUAGAAUGAGAUCUGAUAUUCUCCCCAUC
Molecule: messenger RNA, 2025 nt
Organism: Suillus bovinus
Lineage: Eukaryota; Fungi; Basidiomycota; Agaricomycetes; Boletales; Suillaceae
Product: Aldehyde/histidinol dehydrogenase
Exons: 12
Coding region: 194-1630 (478 amino acids)
Biological process (GO): aldehyde metabolic process
Cellular component (GO): cytoplasm
Molecular function (GO): aldehyde dehydrogenase (NAD+) activity
Source: RefSeq, a predicted model, not a curated record